GAGUUACAAAAGUUAUAUAAAACCCCAAUUGAAUAUCUUUGGACUCAGCCGCCUCAGGUAACCUUCUCUUUUUUUCAAAGUGCUCUCUUUUCUCUUACCUCCUUCCAUUUCAGAUCUGCCUCAGGAGUUCAUUUCUAAUGGGACGUGGUGUCAGCAGUGGAGGUGGACAGAGUUCAUUGGGUUAUCUGUUUGGAAAUGGAGAGGCUCAUAAGGCUGCUGCUGCUAAAGCUCCAGCCAAUGUUAGCGCAGAACCGGUUGUGAAAGAAGCACCAAAGCCUGUUGCUGCUGCUUCUAACUCCCAGCCUACCAAUGUCAAGAAGGUUCCUGCUGGAGUUAAUAGUAACAUAAAUAAUUACCACCGUGCUGAUGGACAGAAUACUGGCAAUUUCAUCACGGACCGACCUUCAACCAAGGUUCAUAAUGCCCCAGGUGGUGGAUCUUCUUUAGGUUAUCUAUUUGGUGGACCUGGUGAUAGUAAACAGUAACUAUAAUGACCGCCAAUUCAAAUAUAGAUAUCCAAGUGUUGAGUUCUUUCUUCAAAGGAUGUUGCUAUUCUCUUCUGCUGUGUUGAUGCUAAAAUUAAAUGUGGAUUAUAUGUAAUGUAAGCUGGAGAUUGCUGGUUUUCUGAGAAUUUCAAUUGAAAACUAAAUCUGUUAAUGCUUUAAAAGAAGGAAUUACUGUUCCUACUCUUCAUUGUAGCCAAGAAUCAAAGGUUUUUACAUUGCCAACUCUUGUGACUUGUGUGAGCC
This is a messenger RNA of Chenopodium quinoa (quinoa), 749 nucleotides long. RefSeq names its product protein SPIRAL1-like 2. The coding region runs from base 138 to 485 and encodes 115 amino acids. Gene Ontology annotation, biological process: cortical microtubule organization. The record is from RefSeq and is a predicted model, not a curated record. Gene Ontology annotation, cellular component: cortical microtubule, transverse to long axis. Lineage: Eukaryota; Viridiplantae; Streptophyta; Magnoliopsida; Caryophyllales; Amaranthaceae. The transcript has 3 exons.